AUGGCGCCUACAGUACCAAAUCUUAAGAUCCUUCUAAAUAUAUUAUUUGUACUACUGGUCUCUAACAUCCGAUUGUCAUCAGCCGGGGAAUACUCUGGCCUCCUUUCCAAUCUCUAUAAGAAGGCAUCCGACCAGAACCGACCUCUGAUCCUCGUCCUAGACAACAAUGCCAACCGAGCCGCCAAGGAUUCAGGAUCACGAUCAUCCAGCUACAAUUCCAACUACAACUCUGACUAUGCAUCCAACAACUACAAGUCAGAUUACCAGUCGAAUAACAACUACGAAUCGAAUUACCAGAACCGAAAUGAUUUGAGCAGUUACGAAGACGACAGGAAUGAAGAUGUACCAUACCCCUUCUUAUAUCUUUAUCAAUUAGCUCAGCAGGCUUCAAAUAAGAAGGCAUUAAGCAAUUAUCAAUCAAGAAGUAACAACCGCUACAACAAUGAUAGAAGCGACAGCAACUACAGAGGAAAUAAUAGAGGCAAUAAUAGGGGUGACAACGACUACAGAGAAAACAAUAGAGGAGAUAGUGACAGCAGGGGAAAUUAUAGGAGCAACAACCGAGGCGACAACGAUUACGAAAGUAACAACAGGGGCGAUAAUGACUAUAGUAGCAGCAACAGGGGAGAUAAGAAUAACAGAGGCAACUAUAGGAGCAACAACAGAGGCGACAACGAUUACGAAAGUAACAACAGGGGCGAUAAUGAUUACAACAGUAACAACCGGGGUGACAACGAUUACAAUAACAACAACAGGGGAAAUUCCAGAAGCAACAACAGAGGAAACUCUAGAAGCAGCAACAGAGGAGAUAAUUAUUACAACAGCAACAAUAGGGGAGACAGUAAUUAUAACAGCAACAACAGGGGAGAUAAUGAUUACAAUAGUAACAACAGAGGCAACUCUAGGAACAACAACAGGGGUAACUACAGAAGCAGCAACAGAGGAGACAGUAAUUACAACAGCAACAACAGGGGAGAUAAUGACUACAGCAGCAACAACAGGGGUGACAAUGAUUACAAUAGUAACAACAGGGGUGACAAUGAUUACAAUAGCAACAACAGGGGAAACUCCAGGAGCAACAACAGAGGAAACUCUAGAAGCAACAACAGGGGUGACAAUGAUUACAACAGCAACAACAGGGGAGACAGUAAUUACAACAGCAACAACAGGGGAGAUAAUGACUACAACAGCAACAACAGGGCUGACAAUGAUUACAAUAGCAACAACAGGGGAAACUCCAGGAGCAACAAUAGGGGAAACUACAGAAGCAGCAACAGAGGAGACAGUAAUUACAAUAGCAACAACAGGGGAGAUAAUGACUACAACAGGGGUGACAAUGAUUACAAUAGCAACAACAGGGGAAACUCCAGGAGCAACAAUAGAGGAAACUCUAGAAGCAGCAACAGGGGAGAUAAUAAUUACAACAGCAACAACAGGGGAGACAGUAAUUACAACAGCAACAACAGGGGAGAUAAUGACUACAAUAGCAACAAUAGGGGAGAUAACUAUAAUAGCAACAAUAGGGCACUUAGCAACUAUGACAGCAAUAACAGGGCUGAAAAUAAUUAUAACAGCAAUGAUAGAGGAGAUAAUGAAAACCGGGGAAACUACAGAAGCAACAACAGGGGAGAUAAUGACUACAACAGCAACAACAGGGGAGAUAAUGACUACAAUAGUAACAACAGGGGUGACAAUGAUUACAAUAGCAACAACAGGGGAAAUUCCAGGAGCAACAACAGGGGUAACUACAGAAGCAGCAACAGGGGAGACAAUAAUUACAACAGCAACAACAGGGGAGACAGUAAUUACAACAGCAACAACAGGGGAGAUAAUGACUACAAUAGCAACAAUAGGGGAGAUAACUAUAAUAGCAACAAUAGGGCACUUAGCAACUAUGACAGCAAUAACAGGGCUGAAAAUAAUUAUAACAGCAAUGAUAGAGGAGAUAAUGAAAACCGGGGAAACUACAGAAGCAACAACAGGGGAGAUAAUGACUACAACAGCAACAACAGGGGAGAUAAUGACUACAAUAGUAACAACAGGGGUGACAAUGAUUACAAUAGCAACAACAGAGGAAAUUCC
Molecule: messenger RNA, 2082 nt
Organism: Trichoplusia ni (cabbage looper)
Lineage: Eukaryota; Metazoa; Arthropoda; Insecta; Lepidoptera; Noctuidae
Product: probable serine/threonine-protein kinase clkA
Exons: 3
Source: RefSeq, a predicted model, not a curated record